This is a messenger RNA of Ornithodoros turicata, 1869 nucleotides long. RefSeq lists its product as uncharacterized. NCBI's taxonomy places the organism in Eukaryota, Metazoa, Arthropoda, Arachnida, Ixodida, Argasidae. Bases 345 to 983 code for a protein of 212 amino acids. The record is from RefSeq and is a predicted model, not a curated record. The transcript has 9 exons.
ACCCUCGUGAGCCAGGCGUCAGACCUUCUCUCCUCCGUGCGCGCUCCCGCACGCCGUUAGUUCGGGGACCCCCGCUACGUUUUACCGGAGCUAAACGUGUAUUGUUCGCACGUGUAUUAUUCUUCCGUGCUAUCUUCCUUGCUGAGUGGUGAGUGCGUGUAAAUCUUUGCAUUUACUACCCGUGUGUGAACGUGGCCACCUGUGUUUGCAAACUGCUCCAACAUACCAGCAUUGCGCUGCGCUCAGUGCAGUGUUCAUUCCUAUGCAUUAUACUGUGAAACGCGCGUGUGUUUGAAACGAAGAAAGCAGAUAUUGAUGCAACAGCAACACAUACGUGUAUUGAAAUGGGUGCGACAGCUUCGGGGAUGCCCACUGAGGAGAGAACUUGCAAUUUAUGUAAACUCCACAUGAGAUCCAAGUUAGCGCCUCUUCUUGCCACGGUGGUGUUCACAGUGACUGCGGCCGUGUACUUCUACUUGGCAGUUUGCUACGACGCUGCCAGCCUCAACACCAAGGAAGCCCUUCUGGGAUACUUUCAUGGCUCUCGAACCGUGGCCACCAUUUACACUUUCAUGGCAGCAAUUGGAGUGCUGACAUCUGCUAUGUGGUUCUGGAGCGUCCAUAAGCGACGACGAGUGUGGCUCCUACCAUUUCUCGCCUUCUGGGUGGUGUCUUGUAUCCUGCAGUUCACCUACAUCGUCCUAGUUAGCAUCUCCUAUUCUCAAAUGGUAACACAUGACUACGCUCGUGACGAUGGAAUGAAGGAAAUCAAGAAAGAUUUCGCGCUAUCCGUGACAUGGAGGACGCUACUGCUUGUAUUCGAGCUUGGAUUCCUGGUCGCCCUGUGCCGUUGCUACAUCGGGAUGCGACGUCAGUCGCCUGAAGGCAGUCUGCGCCGUGCUGCCCAAAUGGGAACCGUGGACACGAACGAAACUCGGGCAAAUUCGGACGUGUUUCUGUUCGACGGCAAACCCAAAAUAUGAUGCCCUCGACAACCCGAGGAAUUUUGAGAAGACAUCAGUCCAGUACCUUAACCAUAUCUGUGAUAUGCCAGCAACCACAAGAGGUUCUCCGCGCACCUACUGGACCCAGGACACCUGGUGGCCAAAGAACGUGCAUCUCGUCGGACAAAAGUGCAUAUAAUCUAUUUUGUAUUGAACGCAAACUAGGAUGUGAUGCAUAUGUGUAGGUCGCCGUCGCCGUCAUGUAGAUGAAAUGGACGUAUACCUUAGUCUAUCUGUUUGCUGUUGUGAUGUGUGUGUUUCUAGUUUUCUGGUCAGUGCAUGCCAGUCUGUAUACAGAUGCACAAAAGCUGCCAUAGUGUGAGUCUCGUAGUCGUAUAACUUUCGUAAGGACUUUCUAUUCUGUGCAUUUGAGUACACGGCAGCCUGACUGCAGUGUGUGACGUCCGCGUCCCGUGGCGAGGACAACACGCAUUGGACUACGUGCAUGUACAGUCUUAUCCACGAAGCUCGUGACUGAGGUCACACUGAGUACCUCCUAGCACAUCUGUCUCUCCAUUCCAUCACCGCCAACUAGGACCCGUGUAGAAGGCCAUAGCCUCUGCAUUUGGUUGCCGAAACACAUGUAAAAAGAGAAGUGAGGUCGGCCUGCUCAGCCAAGGCGACAAGUUUCACUCCGGAAAAACAAAAAGGAAAAUAAAUUAGCACAGGCCAAGUGUCAAGAUGUCCUUCCAGCGUGCCUCUUCAUCUAUUUGCGUCACGUGCAAUACAUUACGCAAUUACAAUAACUGUGCAAUUUUUAUGUCACUGUGCAAUUCCUAGUCCUACGUGUACGUGCAUGUCGUCUCGAAGUGUGCAUAUGGAGUUUUGCACGCCCUGAAAUAAAGCUAUAUACAUAUUGUGGUAU